Anguilla anguilla (European eel) is the source of this 1227-nucleotide messenger RNA. Its product is annotated as aerolysin-like protein. The coding region runs from base 68 to 994 and encodes 308 amino acids. The transcript is spliced from 2 exons. Lineage: Eukaryota; Metazoa; Chordata; Actinopteri; Anguilliformes; Anguillidae. The record is from RefSeq and is a predicted model, not a curated record.
GCCGGAGAUAGGAAUAAUACUUCAUUGCUCGACAACUUCAAAUACUUUAAACAAGAUCAAAUAAAAGAUGUCAACCAUUGUGCAGAAAGUAGGGGGCACGGGGGGAAAUGAUUUCAGUCUCAGCGGAACAGAGAAUGGGGCUGCACUCAACAAGAUCCGGGUGUGGACGGGCAGCAACCGGGUGCUGUCCAUCAAGGUGUGGCUGACUGAUGGCAGUGCCCAGGUGUUUGGGAGGUCCUCUGGAGGCUACGAGGAGUUCCAGUUUAGAGGCGGGGAAAAAUUCACCUCCCUCACGCUCUGGAAGAGCGACGAUGGCGGCCACGUUGGAGGGAUCCACUUCAAGACCAACAGAGACCGGGAGUUCACCAGCAAGGUUGUGGGUGGCCACCUGGGCCCCGAGGUCAUCACGGACAUCGGCUCCGGAAUCUGCCUUGGGGUGACAGGGACCUACGGCUGGGAUCUCAACAGCCUGGGAUUCAUCUUCCUGCAGCCCAUUCAGUACGUACAAGUGACCGACGUCAAAUACCCUACCUUGCCGUAUACCGUCCCCAAUGUGGACAUGGAGGAGAAGAAGACCAUGACGUACGACAACGACAGUGGGGACACACAAGAGUACCGAAUGGACGUCACCAUCAAGUGGACCAAGAGCUCACAUUGGCUCCUGGCAAACAGCAUUAGUGAGACCUUCGCCCUGAAGGUGAAGGCAGCCAUUCCUAAGCUGCAGAAGACCGGUGGCUGUUACACCCUCGUCCUCGGGCCUGAAGAGUUCUACCCCGUGUCCUUAGAGGAGGGAAUCACCCGCACUUUCACAGAAAAAGUGAGCGUUGCACCAGGGCAAACGAAGCAUGUGAGUGCCAAAAUGGGCAAGGCUGAUAUUCAGCUGCAUUAUCAAGGAAUGCUGGAAAUCCAUUUUAAGGGUGGUGCCAAGAUGGAAAUCAACGUUAAGGGAAUUUACUCUGGUCUUGACUAUACAGAUGUGACUUUCAGUGAGUAAUUACCUGCUUCUCAGGGAAAUGCAGAUCUAAUAUUUGACAAGCUAUGUGCAAUAUUUGUGAUAUUAUUAAUGCAGACAAAAUUUUUCAGACAUUUUCAAUAACGGCUGUCAUUGCUCAUAAAAUGUAUAAACCAUGCAUAUGUCUUAUUUGGUCCUAAUCAACUAGAAAUAUGGAAUUAUAUGUCACAUUGCCUUGUCAGUACAAAGUCUCAAUAAAAAUGUUUACCACAUGA